Molecule: messenger RNA, 1053 nt
Organism: Symbiodinium pilosum
Lineage: Eukaryota; Dinophyceae; Suessiales; Symbiodiniaceae
Source: the annotation of a GenBank genome assembly
AUGAAUUCGCCGCUCUCCAGCAGUGCCACAGUCGAGCUCCGCAAGACCGACGUUGCGAUUGAGAUUCCAGAAUUUCAACUUGAUUUACAAAGGAAAGGUAAUAUCAGUCGGCUGAAGGAGUUCUACUUGCGAAGGCUCUCGCAAAGCGAAACUGCUGCAGUUUCACGGCUACGGGCGAAGUCGGCGACCUUCUCGAGUCCACGAUGGUCGCCUAGGACAAGCGCCAACGACAUCGAAUGGGACAUUGCCAGUAACAAAGGCUUCAGCAAGGCCUCUGAGACCGGCUCGAGUGAUUUUCAGCUUUCUCCGACAUCCGACCUGCGAGAGUGUACCAAAGCUGUACCUCAGAAAAGUAUGGUGGAAUUGGAUGCGAAGCUCGGGACAGUAAUGGCCGCCCUGGAAAGCAGGAUCCUCAACUGCCUGGAGCCGAACGCAAUGCGUCACCUCAAGCAGCUCAGGCAUCAUCUUGAAACCGCUUUGCGCUGGACCUCUCCUGAUCUCACCCUGCUUGGGGAGCAAACAGCCCAGCAGGUGAAGCAAUUGAAUGGGACAGCCCGUGUUCUGGCCCCUGGAGUUUAUGUGUUCUCGAAACGCGCGGAGCACUUGAUCAUUCAGAAGGAGAGAUUCUUGAAGAAGAUGGCCAAGAAGUUGGCCGGCAAUGGUGCAUGCGGCGGUUCUCGAACAUACUACUCUGCAGAUAUGCCAGACUGGCGGCUACCUGCGUCUCAGUACAGGACCGAGUCCACCGUUGUCAGCGAGAUGGACAGUGACUAUGGUACCGGGACAGUAUAUGCUGACACAGUUAUCACCUGGGAUGGCCCUGACGUUGGCAACAUUCAGGAGGCCAACGAUUACCUGGCAUCGAAAAAUGAGGAUGAGCAGCGACGGUGGUUUUACUCACAAUGCCUUGCAGCAAAGAUGAGUGCUGCGGAUCAGGAUAAAGCCAGAAAAGUCUUGAUCUCUGACCUUUACCUCAAAGUAAAAGCUGCUGCGCUACCAGUCGGAAGUUGGGCCACAUUCAUUAAUGGCGAGCUUGCACCUGCCACGGCAUAG